AUGUUUGUCGACUCGGAGGCUAUGAGAGUUGGCAACCGCGAAGGCCUUGGCUUGAUGGAGCAAAUGGCCAAAAUUAGCAGCGAUUUGAGAGCCCAAAAGAAGAUUAACAAGGAACAAAAAUUGACCAACGAGCGACUAGACAUGGUCAACGGACAACAAAAACUGACCAAUGAGGAACAAAAACUGGUCAACGAACAACAAAAAUUGACCAACGAGGAACAAAAACUGAGAUGGUGCAUGGUGGUUUACACAGAAAUCGAGCAGAAGGCUCAUCCUCAAACAGAGGAGGCGAUUUUAGCUCGCAGAGAAAGAAAUCAGAUCAUUCAUGGAGGAAACAUCAUUGACCAUCUUGAGUAUAUUGGAUUCGGGAAGAACAAAAUCCCCCCCGGGCGACAUGAUUCCGUACGAAAAGCAUUCGAAAUUUGGUACGAGGUACCGUUUCGAUAUAAAGAACGGAUCGACCAUGCCCCGGAGCUCGUCGUUAGGACCUUCAACCGUCUCGCCGACACGAAAUCUCUACGGGUAUGGUCAAAUGCUCCAACUGUCCACGAAGUACAGAAGAUUUGCCGUGGUAUUAUCAGCCGGUGGCUUGAAUGGGUUGAUGCAGGUGAAGGCGAAUAUCCCGAUGCCUAUAUUAGGCGCGAGUUUGAGAAGCUUGAGAGUCUCAAGUCAGGCUAG
Messenger RNA from Talaromyces amestolkiae, 678 nucleotides. RefSeq lists its product as uncharacterized. Lineage: Eukaryota; Fungi; Ascomycota; Eurotiomycetes; Eurotiales; Trichocomaceae. The record is from RefSeq and is a predicted model, not a curated record. Bases 1 to 678 code for a protein of 225 amino acids. The transcript has a single exon.